This is a messenger RNA of Ambispora leptoticha, 675 nucleotides long. The record is from the annotation of a GenBank genome assembly. Lineage: Eukaryota; Fungi; Glomeromycota; Glomeromycetes; Archaeosporales; Ambisporaceae.
AUGCAGACACCCUUAAAAAACAAUCGUUUCGACGAAUUAGAAACGCUUCGUAAAAAGCUCGACGUGUCUUUUGGGGUUAUUAAUGAGCGAGUUGUUUCUUGGUUACCGCCUCAAAAGCCUGAAGAAAAAGAACAGGAAAAACGAAAUGAGAUAGAGGAAGAGGAAGGAUUUGAAAGUAGCGGUGGUGGUUGGUUAGUUGGUAACAGGCAACGAGGUUUUAACAAAUUAAAUAUUGGCGUGAAUGCCAGACUCAAACGUAAAUUAACCAGUAAACACAAUGAUUCUGAGGACGACGAUAACAUCAAUAAUACUAAUGUAAAGUAUCGAAGAAAAGCCACUACCACCUAUGAAGAUGAUGAACAGGAUAAAGACAGUAAAUUUGUUGCGAUCGUUACGAAGAACAGGAAUAAAAAGAAAAGCAUGGGCUGCGACUUUCUAUCUGUUUAUUUGAGUGAACGCAAUAGCAAAAAGAAGAAAAAGAAUAAUCAACACAAGAAAAAUGAUGACAGUAAUGGUCAUCGUCAUUCGAUUGAGAAGAGCGCACAGGUUGAAAAGAACUUGAACCAGAUAAUGGAGAAAAAAAAGGAAUCCACUAUUACCACUUUUAUAACCACACCUCUUGAUUUAAGCAAACUAAAGUGGAAGAAAACCAUCACCACCAUGGAAAAUACUUAA